CGCCGCCAUCCACGUCUUUACUCCCCGGACCCAGGCUCCGUCACAGCCGCAGCAUGUCGGGGAUCAAGAAGCAGAAGACGGACCAGCAAAAAUCCACCAAUGUGGUCUACCAGGCCCAUCAUGUGAGCAGGAACAAGAGAGGACAGGUGGUUGGAACCAGGGGAGGAUUCCGAGGAUGUACCGUGUGGCUAACAGGUCUCUCUGGUGCUGGAAAAACAACCAUAAGCUUUGCUUUGGAAGAGUACCUUGUAUCUCAUGCCAUCCCAUGUUAUUCCCUGGAUGGGGACAAUGUCCGUCAUGGCCUUAACAAGAACCUGGGAUUCUCUGCCGGGGACCGAGAAGAGAACAUCCGCCGGAUUGCGGAAGUGGCCAGGCUCUUCGCCGACGCUGGCCUGGUCUGCAUUACCAGCUUUAUUUCUCCAUUUGCAAAGGAUCGUGAGAAUGCCCGCAAAAUCCACGAAUCAGCAGGACUUCCGUUCUUUGAGAUCUUUGUGGAUGCGCCUUUAAAUAUCUGUGAGAGCCGAGACGUAAAAGGACUCUACAAAAGAGCUCGGGCAGGAGAGAUUAAAGGGUUUACAGGCAUCGACUCUGACUAUGAGAAACCGGAAACUCCAGAGUGUGUGCUGAAGACCAACUUGUCUUCAGUAAGCGACUGUGUGCAGCAGGUGGUGGAGCUUUUGCAAGAGCAGAACAUCGUACCCCACACCACCAUCAAAGGCAUCCAUGAACUCUUUGUGCCAGAAAACAAGAUUGAUCAAAUCCGAGCUGAGGCAGAGUCUCUCCCAUCACUACCAAUUACCAAGCUGGAUUUGCAGUGGGUACAGAUUCUGAGUGAAGGCUGGGCCACUCCCCUCAAAGGCUUUAUGCGGGAGAAGGAGUACUUGCAAACUCUACACUUUGACACUCUCCUGGACGAUGGAGUCAUCAACCUGAGUAUUCCCAUCGUACUGCCUGUUUCUGUGGAUGACAAGACACGUCUCGAAGGGUGCAGCAAGUUUGCCUUGAUGUAUGAAGGUCGGAGGGUAGCUCUAUUACAGGACCCUGAGUUCUAUGAGCACAGGAAAGAGGAGCGUUGUUCUCGUGUGUGGGGAACAGCCACUGCAAAACACCCCCAUAUCAAAAUGGUGAUGGAAAGUGGGGACUGGCUUGUUGGUGGAGACUUACAGGUGCUAGAGAGAAUAAGGUGGGACGAUGGGCUGGACCAAUACCGCCUGACGCCUCUAGAGCUCAAACAGAAGUGUAAAGACAUGAAUGCUGAUGCCAUGUUUGCAUUCCAGUUGCGUAAUCCUGUCCACAACGGUCAUGCUCUGCUGAUGCAGGACACCCGCCGCAGGCUCCUGGAGAGGGGUUACAAGCACCCAGUCCUCCUGCUACACCCUCUUGGGGGCUGGACCAAGGACGACGACGUACCUCUGGCCUGGAGGAUGAAGCAGCAUGCAGCUGUACUAGAGGAAGGGGUCCUGGAUCCCAAGUCAACUAUUGUUGCCAUCUUCCCAUCUCCUAUGUUAUAUGCUGGCCCCACAGAGGUCCAGUGGCAUUGCAGGUGCCGGAUGAUUGCAGGGGCCAAUUUCUACAUUGUGGGUAGGGACCCUGCAGGAAUGCCCCAUCCUGAAACGAAGAAAGACCUAUAUGAACCUACCCAUGGGGGUAAGGUUUUGAGUAUGGCCCCUGGCCUCACCUCUGUGGAGAUCAUUCCAUUCCGAGUGGCUGCCUACAAUAAAAUUAAAAAGGCCAUGGACUUUUAUGAUCCAGCAAGGCACGAGGAGUUUGACUUCAUCUCAGGAACUCGUAUGAGGAAGCUCGCCCGGGAAGGAGAAGAUCCCCCAGAUGGCUUCAUGGCCCCCAAAGCAUGGAAAGUGUUGACAGAUUACUACAGGUCUCUGGAGAAGAUCAACUAGGUGCUCCUGGCUCUGGUUUCUUUCUCAAAUGCUCUCUGACGAUUUUUUUUUUCCUAUUUUUGUGAUUAGCUGCUCUGUAUCCGAUUGCUUCUUGGUGACUUUUUAAAGUUAGUGUUUUGCAAUGAAGUAAAAAGCUGUGCCUGUAAUUUAAAACCAACUUCAUUAUGUCUACAAACCUCACACUGGAGACUAAGUCUUAGGUGAAACAAUAUUGUUGUACAUUCCAGAAUGAAAGCACUUGUACUGUACUUCAUCUCAGCAGGUAUGUCUCAGAUCUCUUAAAAAUGUGACUAUGUGUCUGGCUGACUUGCCCAGAACAGAAUCAUACUUUCCAGUUUAUUUUUGCCAGUCUGGAAUCCCAAUGUCACUUACAGAAAGAAAAAAAAAAAAAAAAAAAAAAAAAAAAAAAAACACACACACACAUUUUAUCACCUUGAAGGAACUGUUUCACAUCAGGACUUUUUACUUCGUGACUACACAUGGCCUCACUGCCCAAUGUAUGAGUUGAAGAUGCAACUGGAAGAAAUACACGUGUGAAGAUGUGAAUUAAAUCUUAAAGAACUAUGUAACUUACACCUGCCGUGAAAAUGAUAUAAUCCAAGAGAAAGAAGUUCUAAUGGCCUUCCAUGAAUAACAACUCCAGCUUGACAGCACUUCUGAAAAGCAUAUGCUCUAACCAAAGCAGUUUCUCCCAGGGACUAAACCCUCAGGGUAUAUUGUUGAUUACUUUCCCCACACUUUGCUGUGGCCAUAGUUAUUAAAGAGGGACCUAUUUGAUUGCUGUAAUCAAAACCAUGUAUUAAAUCCAUGAGAAGCUAAAACUUGAUUUCUGCAGAAAAGAUAAAAUCCAAACAUCAUCCUAGUGAAGAUACAUACACAUAAGCUCUGAGCAUGUAAUACACAAAAUUGACUUUAGCAAAUGACUGCUGACACUGGAAGUCUGCCCAGACCACCACCUUCCUAAGCUAGCCCCCUGCCUAUCUUGGACAACACAGGAACAGGUUCUGACUCCUUGAAGCUAUUAAUGAAGCGUUCCUUGAGGAUGCUAAACAGCAAGCACCUUGAAGACCAGAGGUUUAGGGUAUCCCAAACUCUUGGCGUUUCCAGAAUGAACCAUUUUCUAAGAGGAAAAUUUUCUAUUUUAUGCAUGGUUCAUUGUUGCCAAGGAAUACAUAAAAGAAAAGGCAUCCUUACAUACAGGUUUCUUUGGAGGAGACCACAGACUAAAAAGAGAAACUGAUUUUUUCAUACUGCCACUUUAAAAAAAAAAAAAAAAAAAAAAGCUAGUAAGAGCUCUUUUGAGAACAAGUUACACACCGUGACUUAAUGUAUAGUGCUGUGCACACUUACGUCAGAGCUACUCAGUGCUGCCUUUAAAACUAUGUAUCCACUGAAAAUACGACUGGGUUGUAGUGCCUUACCGAGUGAAGUUGUGAUGUUAAAGACAGUAGCGUGCCUUUCUGCUCUAGCACACAGUAUAACUGUUUCGUGUCCCACCGAUACCUGUUUACUUCAAUAAAUCUCUCA
Messenger RNA from Arvicanthis niloticus (Nile rat), 3425 nucleotides. RefSeq names its product 3'-phosphoadenosine 5'-phosphosulfate synthase 2 (gene Papss2). Lineage: Eukaryota; Metazoa; Chordata; Mammalia; Rodentia; Muridae. Gene Ontology annotation, biological process: sulfate assimilation; 3'-phosphoadenosine 5'-phosphosulfate biosynthetic process. The record is from RefSeq and is a predicted model, not a curated record. Gene Ontology annotation, molecular function: adenylylsulfate kinase activity; ATP binding; sulfate adenylyltransferase (ATP) activity.